AACAUUAUAAUAUACUUCAAAAUAUAUUUACUGUUUAUAAUAAAUUGUUUGAUGGCUUCAAGAGAAUAUAUUUCACUGACUACAACUCUUCCAUUAAAAGAUCAACCAUGGGGGUUGCAAUUGGUACAAUAUACAGUGUCAAAAUGUUGUCCUCAUCGCCGUGUCAACAAAAUGGCAUGGCACCAAGGGGGCAUUUUAGCUCUUACAUAUUUGGCAUAUACAUGUUACCAUAUGACACGUAAACCUAUAUCGGUUGUAAAAAAUGUAUUAAGCCUAAACUGUAGCACAUUAUCACCACCUCCAAACAUUGUGAUCAACACCAGUAAUCAAGACACAUGGUGUGACUGGGCUCCAUUUGAUACCGAAGAUGCUCCAGCAUUACUUGGCAUGUUAGAUUCGGCAUUCCUAUUUGCAUAUGCAGCAGCUAUGUUCCUCAGCGGUUUUAUAGCAGAAAGAGUAAAUCUGCGAUAUUUCCUCUCAUUUGGCAUGCUUGCAUCAGGCAUAUCUUGUUAUCUCUUUGGCAUUGCUAGACCAUACAAUAUUCAUAGUUUAUGGUAUUUUGUCCUGGUUCAGGCAAUUGGUGGUGUCUUUCAAACAUCUGGCUGGCCAGGUGUAGUCACAGUUGUAGGAAAUUGGUUUGGAAAAGGAAAACGAGGUUUGAUCUUCGGGAUAUGGAACUCUCAUACAUCGUUAGGAAAUAUCUUGGGCAGUUUGAUUGCUGCCGAGUUCGUGGAAUCUGAUUGGGGAUUAAGUUUCAUAGUGCCUGGAGCAGCAAUGGGCAUAGCAGGAUUUAUAAUAUUCCUGUUUCUAGCACCAAAUCCUAUUGACGUAGGAUGUAUAUCACCUGAUUCACAUAGAUAUAGGAAACUGGAGCCUGCCUACAGUUCGGACGAGGGAAGUGGUGCAGAUGAUUGCGAUAGCUUGUUCAAUGACGUUGAAGACCGUCUCACCUAUCGCUGUGCCUACCGCGAACAAGUCCAUGCUAAUGUAAGUGCAUGUCUCGUUUUUUUUAAGUAAUUAAUAUUAUAAUUUAUACAAUUGUAUUAACGUAGGAUACAUCCCCUUUUUUGCGUG
Ceratina calcarata is the source of this 1074-nucleotide messenger RNA. RefSeq names its product major facilitator superfamily transporter 16 (gene MFS16). Gene Ontology annotation, molecular function: transmembrane transporter activity. Bases 52 to 1017 code for a protein of 321 amino acids. The record is from RefSeq and is a predicted model, not a curated record. The transcript has 5 exons. Lineage: Eukaryota; Metazoa; Arthropoda; Insecta; Hymenoptera; Apidae. Gene Ontology annotation, biological process: transmembrane transport.